Messenger RNA from Kogia breviceps (pygmy sperm whale), 1548 nucleotides. The record is from RefSeq and is a predicted model, not a curated record. Lineage: Eukaryota; Metazoa; Chordata; Mammalia; Artiodactyla; Physeteridae.
AUGGCGCAAGGCGAAAUAGGCCAGUCACAGGAUGGCACCUUUACGACCCACUCCCAGCAAGGGCUGGGGGAGGAGUGGGCAGGGUCACUGGGCUGUGGAACAAGGGCCACGUUCUCCGCUGUCACUGAGGCCACCCCAGGCCCGUCCAGCCCGCUGUCCACCGCCCUGGCCGGGUCACGGGGCCACCACCGCCAGAGGCUGCCGCGGCUGAGCGGCAACGUGAAGCCCCGCCUGCGGAUCCCGCUGACCCCGAGGGGCUGCUCCGUCCACAGUCUGCUGUCGGAGGUGCACCGGCCUAAACGCGGCAGCAUCUCCCGAGGCCAGGGCACAGGCUCUGGGAGGGACCCCAAAGUUCAGCCCCGCUAUGAGGCCCGGAUGGAGAGCGGCCCUGGAGUAAAUCCAAGGACUCCUGCCCUCCGGCCACCCGAGCUGGGGCAGAGGUCCCAGGCGGCCGGCUCCAGCCAGCCCACAACCCCUCGGAGGACAGCCCCUCCCAGUCAGGAAGCGCCCUCGGAUGACAUCAGGCGAAAUGCCACCCAGGCGGCCAGCCCUCUGCCAGGGGCCCUGUCGACUGGCGUGUCUCCCCAGAACUGCACGGUGCCCUUCAACGACAGCAGGGUGUUCCUGGUGACUGUGUACAGCACGGUGUGCCUGCUGGGCCUGCCGGCCAACUGCCUGACGGCCUGGCUGACGCUGCUGCAGGCGCGCCAGGGCCACGUGCUGGCCGUCUACCUCUUCUGCCUGGCGCUGUGCGAGCUGCUCUACGUCGGCACCCUGCCGCUCUGGGUCGUCUACAUCCAGAACGGGCACCGCUGGCUCCUGGGCCCGCGGGCCUGCAAGGUGACCGCCUACAUCUUUUUCUGCAACCUCUACGUCAGCAUCCUCUUCCUGUGCUGCAUCUCCUGCGACCGCUUCCUGGCGGUCGUGUACGCUCUGGAGAUGCGAGGCCGCCGCCACCAGAAGACCGCCAUCCUCGUCUCCGUGUCCGUCUUCGUUCUCGUGGGGCUCGUCCACUACCCGGUGUUUCAGAUGGAGGAGGAGGAGACCUGCUUUGAGACACUGCCGGUGGACCGCGAGAUCGCCGGGUACUACUACACGCGCUUCGCCGUGGGCUUCGCCGCCCCCCUGUCUGUCAUCGCCUUCACCAACCAGCGCAUCUUCAGGAGUAUCCAGCGGAGCAGCAGCCUGGGCGCCGCCCAGAAGGCCAAGGUGAGGCGCCUGGCCAUCGCGGUCGUGGCCAUCUUCCUGUCCUGCUUCGCCCCUUACCACCUGGUCCUCCUGGUCAAAGCCAUAGCCUUCUCCUACUACAAAGGAGACAUGGGCCCUGUGUGCGCCUUCGAGAUCAACCUGUACACGGUCUCCGUGCUGUUCCUGGGCCUGGCCACGGUGAACAGCGUGGCUGACCCCAUCAUAUAUGUGCUGGCCACAGAAGUUUCACGCCAAGAAGUGUCCAGAAUCCACAAGGGGUGGAAAAAGUGGUCCAUGAAGACGGACGUCGCCAAGCUCACGUAUCUGAAGGAUUCCGAGGAGGCACGAUCGCCCACAUAG